This is a messenger RNA of Effrenium voratum, 2406 nucleotides long. The record is from the annotation of a GenBank genome assembly. Lineage: Eukaryota; Dinophyceae; Suessiales; Symbiodiniaceae.
AUGCGCCGUUCUCUCGGAGGCGAGCCUUGCGGCCCGGGGAACCGCUUCCUGGUGGCGUCCCCGCUGGGCCGAGGCUCCUUCAGCAGUGUUUUCCGGUGUUCCGACACCCAGGGCGGCGGCAAGGAGUACGCGGUGAAGUUCAUCCGCGACAACCCGGGGCUGCGGAAAGCCACGGAGCGCCUCGUCGAGCGAUGGAGCGCCGGAGCGGCGGAGAAGGACGCGGAGGGCGCCAGCUGCUUGCUGCACCUGGCCUGCGUGGCGCCUUGGCCCGACGGUUUUACCAUGGAUGGUCUCUCCCGGUUGCCUACACUCAUAGCAUUCCUUGGUCUUGGCUUCAAGGGUCUCCAUGUCGGAAAGCUGCGGAGGCAUUUGGCGCUGAUCUUCCACUUGCAGCGCUGUGACUUGCGCGCCGCCUUGCGGCAACAGCGCCAUUUCGCCCUGCAGGAUGUGCGGCGCUAUGCCGGCGACCUGCUGCGGGCGCUGCGCUCGCUGCGGGCCAUACGGAUCAUUCAUACGGACAUCAAGCCCGACAAUCUGCUACUGUCCUUGGACAAGUCAUCCGUGAAGCUCUCGGAUUUCGGCUGCGCUUUGGCCGAGCAAGUCGGUCACUCAGGUGCCAUUGACACGGAAGAGAAGGCCAAUCUCACCCAUAUCCGCCGAGCAUACUCCAGCAGCUACUUGCACGUGUGCUACCGUGCGCCGGAGAUCAUCCUCGGGCAGUCGCAUCUUUGCUGCAGUCUCGUGAGGUACAGCACACGAGCAGACAUUUGGAGCUCCGGGGUCACGCUCUUCGAGCUGGCGCACGGAAAGCUGCUCUUCGCCCGGGCCCCGACGGAACGCGCAGACAACGAGGCAGACAACGAGGCAGGCAACGAGGCAGACAACGAGGCAGACAACGAGGCAGACAACGAGGAGGGUGCCAACAAUGCCAUCCUCUAUGCGGCUUGGCGAGAUUCCAAGCUUUCUGACGAGGUGCUGAAGAUCUGCGGGCCGUUCAAGAAGGCCUUCGCCACUGCUGGCAAGCACGCCUCGAAGCACUUCACCGCGGAGGCUUCCAUGAACCCAAUUUGGCUCUUGUCGGCAGAGUCAUGUCGGGCGUCGGCGCCAUGCGAGGGAGACUUCAAGCGGCGUGCGGAGGUUGGGCGUCUGCCGAUGGCGCGCUUCCGGCAGAGAGGCCCUGCGACUUUGCUGAGCCGCAUGCAGCUGCAGGACGUGCUGGCGAAGGACUUCGCGGAGUUCCUCGGGCGCUGCCUGGCGCCGGAGCCCUCGGAGCGCUGGGCGCCGCACGCAGCGCUGGAGCACGGCUUCGUCGCCGGGGAGGCGCGGGAAGGGGGCGUCAACCACAACUGGUAUUCCGGCAAGGCCACGUUUUGCUUCCAUGGAGGCGAGCGCUGCGUGCUGCUCUCGCGGACCCAGCUGGUGCCCAAGAGCACCUGGGAGCCGCGCCCGGCACGAGGCAAUGACGCCUUGUCGCAGCUUGCAGAGCUUGAAUCAAAGACCCAAGGGUCGAUACCCGACAAUGAUUUGGCGCAACAGGUCUUGGCCCUGGCCGACAAGUGGCCCAUGGCCGAGGAGAACGCCCUGCUCGCCGAGCUGAGCCCAGGCACAGCCGGUCUUGAUCUGGGGCCCGAUGCGAAGGAUCGUUUUUACGGGAACAUGAGCGGGGUCGAGGUAGAGAAGGAGCUGAUCCGGCAGGGUGUGCUGAUGCAGACUCUCCUGCGGGACUUCAGCAUAAUGAAGGAUGCCGUUGGGCACUUGGAGGACGAGUCCGGCACCGCCAAGGAGCUGGCGGUGAAGAGUCAGUUGGACUGCCGCACCACAGCUUUGGAGUUGCGCCAGGAGUUGGACGCGAAGAUGCGCUCGAUGACCUUCCAGGUGGACGAGGCGACAUCGGCCAUUGUGCGGAGCCGUAAAGAAGCCGCGACGGCCACCCAGGCUCUUCGGGACAAGAUGGAGGCCUUCCACAACUGCAGCUCCGGGCACAUGGAGAGCGCCAUCAUGAGCCUCGAGGACUGCCAGACGCGCGUGCUGGACCGCUUCGAGACUUCCCAGCGAGCGCUGCAGGAGACCUCCGAACGGAGACCUCAGCGGAGAUGGCAAAGAUGCAAAAGGCAGCUGCAGAUGUCCGGCAGGAUGACCAGGCGAAGCUGCAGCAGAACGUCUCUGAGCUCGAAGUCUUGGUCAGGAAGUCCACCCAGCAGGUGCUGUGCGAUCUCCGCUUGGAGGCUGCUUCACGCAGAGAGGAGACGCGCAAAAGCAGUUGGAGACUUUGGAGAAGAAGGUCUUCGCAGGCGUGCAAAAGCUGGAAUCUGCUGUGGAGGAGAGCAAACAUCGCUUCGAGUCAAACUUCGAGUCAAGCGACGCGGUGUUGGCGCAGCUACAGCAGAGAGCCGACGCAGCUGCUGA